This is a messenger RNA of Oncorhynchus masou masou (cherry salmon), 444 nucleotides long. Its product is annotated as apoptosis inhibitor 5-like. Gene Ontology annotation, molecular function: RNA binding. Bases 1 to 444 code for a protein of 147 amino acids. Gene Ontology annotation, cellular component: nucleus. Gene Ontology annotation, biological process: negative regulation of apoptotic process. NCBI's taxonomy places the organism in Eukaryota, Metazoa, Chordata, Actinopteri, Salmoniformes, Salmonidae. The record is from RefSeq and is a predicted model, not a curated record. The transcript has 5 exons.
AUGAUAGUAGUUAGCUGCCUAGCAACCACCAAGAGCGUGCCAAUACCGCCGAAGCAUUACGUCUACGGUUCAUACUCGGCCUACUUCGCCAGAGGGCUGCAGGUGUACAUUCGCCAGCUGCGAGUUGCCCUGCAAGGCAAGACUGGAGACGUACUGAAGACCGAAGAGAACAAGAUCAAAGUGGUGGCUCUGAAGAUCACCAACAACAUCAACGUUCUGAUCAAGGAUCUCUUCCACAACCCACCGUCGUACAAGAGCAGUGUCACGCUGUCCUGGAAGCCUGUCCAGAAGGCUGAGACUGUAGCUCUGAAGCGCCCGUCCGGGGAGGAUAUGGGUGCAGGCAGUACCAUGAAGAAGCAGCUGUCCCCCUGCCCCGGAGGGAUGCACGGCAGAUCUACAACCCCCCCUGGUGGCAAGUACAGCGCCACCAUCGGCAACUUCUAA